UAGCCUCGUUGACGUCAGUGCUGAUGCAAUGUGAUUUAGUCACGUGAUAUAUUUUCAUAUUCAUUGCAGCUAACUGACACACGUUCACACACCUUGCUACGGUGUAAACAAACCGUCUUUUCGUAUCGUUUCACUUUAAAAUGUGUGUUAUGUUUUAUAUAUAAACUCGAUUCAGUCUCAAGAGGAACAAUUGUAACAUCAAGCUAAUUACCUUUGCAGUCACCUUUAUUAGCCAGUGAACGCCACAAACAGUGACAUGCUAAUGAGGCUAAGCUAACGUGCUAGCAGCAUCUGCGGAGUGCGAAGAGAUGAACACGCCGCUCGGGAGGAGCGGGUUGAUUGGACUCGCGGUCGGAGCCACAGUCGGUUGUGGCUUGAUCGCCUUUAUGAUUUACCGGGAGAUCGAUAGGAGAAGAUCCCGGAGUCUGGUGCUGGAGGCCCGGUCAGCUCCACGGCUGUGUGACGGGGCGGAGGAAGAAGCGGUGCUGCUGCUGCGGGAGACGCUGGAUGCUCAGGAGGUGGAGGCCCAGCAGCAGGCCCUGGCAGCGGUGGCGGCGGCGGUGCAGGGCCUGUCCCCAGAGCGGCAGCUGGAGCUGAGGAACCAGCUGGACCAGGUGCUCACCUGUGUGUCCUCGCUGCGCUCAGAGGUGGCCGAGCUGAGGGGCGGCCUGCAGGACAUCGCGGUGCAGAUAAUCCAGGAUGUCAAAAAGGGAGUGGAGGACAGUCAGCGGGUACGUCGGCGGCGCCAUCUUGUCCACAGGGAGCGCACUGACUCCAACGGCUCCAGCUCCAUCUAUUUCACUGCCAGCCAGGGCGUGACCAGCACGUACGAGACCAGCGAAGGAGGGUACUCGACGGCCUACGCGGAGUCCGACUACACUGAUCGCGACACAGACAAAGAGGAGGGCGAGCGGGAGCCCGAACAGGAGUCUGAGGAAGACGAGGACCAGAGCUGUGCCACCGUCCUCACGCUCCGCCAGGAAGACUCCCAGGAGGAGGAAGUGGAGGAGAGAGGGCUGCUGGAGGAGGCGGAGGAGGAGGAGGAGGAAGAGCAAGAGGAGGAGAGGCUGCAGCUGGUGACUGAAGUCCCCAGUGGGGAGCUGGCUCUCCUCCUGGCUCAGAGCGACAUCCUCCACACCGGAGACGCCAGUUUAAAGGCAGAGGGCUUUAAACUGCUGCUGGACAACAGAGCAGAGUAUGGAGACAGCAGGGAGUUUCUGUGGCGACUGGCUCGGGCUUACAGUGAUAUGUAUGAGUCCACUGAGGACAAACAAGAGAAGAAGAGCUACGCACAGCAAGGUCAAGAGGAGGCAGAGUCGGCCCUGAAGAAGAACGGCCUUAACGCCGAGUGUCACAAAUGGUUUGCUGUGUUGACAGAACUGACCUCCAAGCAUGGGAGCAUGCAUGGCAAACUAAAGAGCAGCAACAUAUUAAAGGAGCAUCUGGACCGAGCAAUCGCCCUCAGAGAUGAUGACCCCAUGUGUUACUACUUGCUUGGCAGAUGGUGCUACGAGGUAGCCACUCUGGACUGGUUGGAGAAGAAGGCGGCCGCUGCCCUCUACCAGAGCCCCCCCACCGCCACACUGCUUGACGCGCUCGAGAACUUCCUCAAGGCAGAGGAACUCAGUCCAGCUUUCUCCAAGACAGUGAGACUUCACAUCGCUCAGUGUCACCAGAAGCUGGGAAACAUCUCGGAGGCCACAAACUGGACUGAGCUGGCUCUGAAGACGCCCACAAACUCUGAUGAUGAUGAAACGUCUGAACUGGAGGCUCAGCUGAGAGUCUUAACUGACAGAAAAAUCUGAAGAAAAGAAGAAUUCUACUGAGAUCCAGCCGAUGGCACCGAUUGGCUAGUCAGGCCGCCAAUCUGUGGUCAUCCAAUCGGAUCUCUUUUCCCUUCAUUGGUGGAUACUUUUGUCACUGUGAAAUAUGGAGUUUAUUGAUGUAUAUUUAUUUUCUUUAACAAUUGAGCAAAUAUCGCUAAAAGUUAUAUAUCUUGAUGUUUCUUUGUUUUCUAUUUGUUUGCCUUUUUAACUGAUAUUUUUUUUUUAAAGGAUCCAUUUCCCAAAUGACAUAAUCCUAUCUGAGCACUUCUCUCUAAUGUGCAGAUGGUUUUAUUUCAGACUGAUAUCUCAAAACUCUGCAUGGCUCGACACCCCGACAGGGAGGAUCUUUUAUUCUGUUUGAUUUUUGGAAGAGUUAUCUGGACACCGCGUCCUGUUUAAUCAGGGAUGUUCUGAGAGCUUUACGUGAAGGGAAGCACUAUAAAAAUAAACCUAUUUAACUUAAUUUAUUUGUAUUGUACACACUUCAUUCUAAUAUUGUUCUGAUGGGUCCAUCAAAUCCUUUGAUGCAUUUCUGUGAAGAUAAAUGACUUUAUUAAUGUAGAUGUAGUAACACUAGUAUUUUUGAUCUGAAUAUAUACGUUUUUUUCAGUUAAGCUCCAACUUAAAUCACUGAAAUAGAUCAUUUAGUUUAAAGCGACUGUACUGAACUACAUUCUUUGGUUUGUGACUGACAAUAUUCGUACUUUACUUUGUGUCGAGUAUCUUUGCUUUGAGUGGUUUUACAUUCCUGUCGUCUGAAGUGAAAGUUAAGCUGCAGGUUAUUACUUUGAUCUAACAUCACUUUUCUUGUUGAGGUUGAUUUUGCUGAUUCAUUUGAUCCUGAAAUAAAAAAUAUGCACUUAUGUGACACAUGGAUAACAUUGAA
Anarrhichthys ocellatus (wolf-eel) is the source of this 2712-nucleotide messenger RNA. It is a transcript of the gene rmdn3, whose product is annotated as regulator of microtubule dynamics 3. The record is from RefSeq and is a predicted model, not a curated record. The transcript is spliced from 12 exons. Lineage: Eukaryota; Metazoa; Chordata; Actinopteri; Perciformes; Anarhichadidae. Gene Ontology annotation, molecular function: microtubule binding. The coding region runs from base 309 to 1805 and encodes 498 amino acids. Gene Ontology annotation, cellular component: spindle microtubule; mitochondrion; cytoplasm.